GUCACGAAAGGCUUAGGUGAACAUUUGCUUCAAGUGCCUCGUUGGAAUAAACGAGUGACACACUUGACUUGAGAUGUCGCCGUGCGCUUUUGCAGUCGUGCUCUUCGGCCUUCUGCCUGCAGUUCUGUCGCAGAACGCAGGGUGCCCGGAUGUUGACUCUAGCUUGACCCCGUGGAACCCGGGGCAUGACCGCAACGCGCAGGUGGUUGUGGGUAGAGGUCAACACUACUUGCUUCAGUCGUCUGCAACGUUUUACUCACUGGAAAUCAAAGACGGGGGAAGACUUGUAUUUUCUGACUGGGGAUCGACAAGUGAUGCAGAAAUAGUCCUGAGGUCACGUGAGAUCAUCGUGGCAAGCGAUGGCGAGUUCCACAUCGGCAGUGAGACCUGCCCGUACCAGGGGAAGGCCACGGUGUCCCUGUACGGCCGCAAGGACGACCAGAAGAAUAGCAAACAGUUCCUGGUCAUGGCAGGUGGGACACUGGAGAUCCACGGGCAACACAAGCUGGCGUGGACACAGCUCACACAGACAGUUCCGGCAGGGGGCCUUCCUAAGGGUACCUACGCUUGGGAUUCGGACACUAUGGGAGGGGGCCGCGGAAUGCACGUGCACGUCAUCGAUGAGAUAUCGGGGGCCGUAUUGGACUGGCAAACUUUCGACACGUACGUCAGCGAUCAGAACAGCCGGCGUCUGGAAACCUUCAUUGACGAAAUACCGUCGGGGAAAAUCGUCGCACUGAUAACCCAGGAUGAAGGCUCCCGAAAACUGGAAGCAUCAGCCCGACAGAAGAUCAGGGAAGCCUUUGGAAGCAUCGAAGUGGGCUCGUUGGGGCACAGGCAGCCCUGGGUGAUGGUGGGUGUGAAGGGAGACCCCAGUGCUGUAGUUGAGCAAAGAAUCCCAUAUGUCGACGAACAGAGCACCGGCACCGCUGCCAUCACAGCUACCUUUGAUGCCUUCUUCGGCUCCUUCCAAGUCACUGGCACAAGUGCAUGGCAGGGAGGUCGAUCCAAGUUCACCUUUGCCAUGGAAGGUGCAGGUGGUGAGUACGUCAUCAACCUGAAGGAUGACGUCACUUCCUGGCAGCCUGGGGACCACAUCGUGCUGGCCAGCACUGACUACAAUAUGGAGCAGGCAGAGGAGUUCCAGCUGCUACCAUGUCAGGAGUGCUCCAGCCAUCAGGUCAAAAUCAGCGGGCAAAUCAAGUACACCCAUUUCGGUGAGAUCUCCGAUGACGUAGAUCUGAGGGGUGAGGUUGGUCUGUUGACCAGGAACAUCAAGUUCCAGGGGGAGGUAGAGGACAGCUGUUACGGGGACAACUUCUGUCAGUACUUUGACUACGACACGUAUGGCGGGCAUGUGAAGAUUUUACCAGGUUUCAAGAAUGUCCACUUGUCUGGUAUCGAGUUCACCCGCAUGGGCCAGCAAGUGCAAGGCAGCUACCCUGUCCACUUCCACAUGGCCGGAGAUGUGGACGAGGUCGGAGGCUACAGCCGCCCAACGUACGUCCGAGAGCUGUCCAUUCACCACUGCUUCUCUCGCUGUGUGACCAUCCAUGGGACUCACGGGCUGCUGGUCCAAGACACAGUUGGGUACGACACACUUGGCCACUGCUUUUUCCUCGAGGACGGAGUGGAGCAGCGUAACGUUCUGGACCACAACCUGGGCCUGGUGACGCGGGCAGGCACGCUCCUUCCCACCGACAGGGACGACAACAUGUGCCGGACCAUGAGGGACGCGGUCUACGGGGACUACGCUCCAGUUGUAGGCGACUGUCGGGCAAUAUCGACUUUCUGGAUUACCCACCCGAACAACAUCCUCACCAACAAUGCGGCAGCCGGAUCUCUGCAUACAGGGAUAUGGUACAUCUUCCACAGUGAGCCGACCGGCCCUUCAGCGGGCGCCCUCCCGAGGGGUCAGGCACAAAAGUCCCCCUUAGGACGGUUCUACAACAAUAGAGCGCACUCCAACGGAAUAGAUGGUUUUAUGAUCGACGAUGGAGUGAAGACCACUCAGCCGUCGGCAAAUGCACCAGAAGAGUACCUGUCCAAAACCGGAUCACGUUACAAGCCUCACCAGAACUCUGACCUCCGGCAACCACGAGUGCCGGCAAUGAUAGAGGGUCUCAUCGCCUUCAAGAACCAAGAUCAAGGAGCCUGGGUCCGUGGGGGAGACAUCUGGUUCAACAAAUGCGCCUUCGUGGAUAAUGGGAAAGGACUGACAAUGGCCAGCGAGGGCACGUUCCCCAACGACGUGGGGUCGAGCCAGCAGGUGUGGAACAGUAUCUUUAUCGGGGAGAGUGAGAACGUGGGCACUGCCAGCGGGUCCAGUGUCUGGGGAAUGGGAGGGGUCAAACCGGUGGCGAGGAGCCUGCCUCACUCGACUACCUAUCCGAUGCGAGGACUGGAAAUAUAUGACGGUCCCGUUCUAGCCGAAAGCUGCACCUUCAAGAAGUUCGCCGCCGCCCCGGAGUACAACCGCUGGAGCAGCGCGAUCGGAUACCUCCUGGGCAACAACUGGCAAAUGUCACCAACCAACAACGUCACAGGGGCAAAGUUUGAAAAUGUCCAGACCCGUGUGUUCCACGGCGGUAAGAACCUGCCCUGGUUUGGUACGUACGAGAAAGACGGUGAUAAGUCACAGAUUACGCAUGACGUGGACGGCAGUGUCACCGGCUAUCCUGACAGCUAUGUAGUAGGACAGAACAACUAUCUGGUCAGGAACCCGGGAUGUUUAGAGAAGUCUGAGUGGCGAGCAUACGUCUGCAGCGGCAAAUAUGGACAGCUGUAUAUCCAAGCAAAGCAGCCUAACACCCUCGUCAUGUCGAUGGUCCGUGACGAGUAUCCCGAUCACCCACUUACAGUGAAGGGGCCUCUGAAGCAGGGUCCUAACGGUAUGCAACAGUACCAACCUACGGUGAUGCUGGAGAAGUCCUACACCAUCCACUGGAACGGCCGGGCUCCCAACCUAGUGACCGUCUACCCUGUAAACUUCAACAGUGGAGACUGGCUCCGGUUGGGACUCUGCUACCCCCCAGGAACCCUGUUCCGUGUGACGUACCAGCUGGAGAGGCGGUAUCCACGCGCCGUGCUGCAUGACGAGGAGAUGAACCCCGUGUCGAGCCUGGCUUCUGUCGAGGGUGGAGACGGCAAGGUGUUCUACUUUGAGGAAAGCACAGGCCUGUUAUUCAUGAAGAUACACGCUAGCUACGAUCGGGAUGGCUACGACUACUGUUCACACAUGGGCUGUGAGAAGAUCAUCAUCUCAGCCACCAUGACAAGUGACGCGGUCAGCGACUGUACGGCAGCAGCUUAUCCCAAGUACAGCCUGACGCCGACAGAGACUGUCCCCAUGCCGAGCUUCCUGAGCAUGGUCAACGACUGUUCUGGAUGUGGUGCUCCGGAGUCGAUCGUCUAUGACGACAACCUGAAGUACCUCGAAGUGUCCAUUCAGUCUGCAGGAUGGGAGGAAUUGCAGCUGGGUCACAGGUCCUUCGUAGAGAUAGGCGGAGUGAGGUACAAUGGUCACCAUCGUGGGUACCUCGUCAUGAGUGUUGACGCACUGACUGGUGCCGUGGCGCACCGAAUGACGUUCGACACCUACGGGCAACCUGAGUCUGAUGCCGCAAUGGCGAGCUUCAUUCGAACCGUCAUCCCACACAACUCCAUCGUCCUUGUGUCGGUACGUGACGCAGCACACGUUCAUGCCCAAGAGUGUCUGAACGCUUUGAAGGAGAUCGGGGCACAGGAACCUGUCCAGACGGAAUUCAGAGGCAAUUUCGCCAUGGUUGGUUUCAAGGGCACCGUGUGGCCAAGCUGGGUCCAGCAAGUCAACCUGCCGGCCGGUCAGGGUCCGGCACAGAUCUACGCCAAGAUCCCGCUCAUGGGCUGAGUCAUGGAACGAUGGAAAUUCAUCA
Messenger RNA from Branchiostoma floridae (Florida lancelet), 3914 nucleotides. Its product is annotated as cell surface hyaluronidase-like. The record is from RefSeq and is a predicted model, not a curated record. Lineage: Eukaryota; Metazoa; Chordata; Leptocardii; Amphioxiformes; Branchiostomatidae. The transcript has 24 exons. The coding region runs from base 74 to 3889 and encodes 1271 amino acids.